GCCCCCAGCGCGCCGGCUCGCGGGGCCUCAGACCCCUGGUUCUCCGGCGUCCCCUUCGAGUUCCGGCGCCGCUCUGCAGACUUGCGAGUGUGGGGCAGCCCGGGCAGUGGACGCAGUCAGCCUCGGAGGCUUCGCCCCAUGGCCGUCGUCCCCUGCUAGGUUUGCCGGGGCCCCGGCCUUGCAGUCGCCUCGCCACCAGUGCUGAGGAUCAAACCCAAGGCUUGGGCAUGUUAGACAAGCACUCCUGAUUGUUGUUUUUAUAACUUAACAGUUAAAAGUAUGGAGCCUGAAACUGAAGGGCCACCACCAACAAUCCAAGUGACACCUGUCCAGCAAAUGAUUGCCUCAUGUACUGGAGCUGUGUUGACAUCACUAAUGGUGACACCCCUAGAUGUUGUUAAAAUUAGACUCCAAGCCCAGAGCAACCCAUUCCCCAAAGGAAAGUGUUUUUUAUACAGUAAUGGACUCAUGGAUCACAUGUGUAUCUGUGAAGAGGAGAGUAAGAAAGCGUGGUAUAAGAAGCCAGGGAACUUCCACGGAACACUGGAUGCCUUUUUAAAAAUUCUUCGAAAUGAGGGUGUAAAAUCACUAUGGAGUGGCCUCCCUCCUACUCUAGUGAUGGCAAUUCCUGCCACAGUUAUUUAUUUUACCUGCUAUGAACAGUUAAGUGCUUUCCUGAAAGCCAAAUUAGGAGAAAAUGAAACCCGAAUACCAAUAGUUGCUGGGAUUGUCGCCAGAUUUGGUGCAGUAACAGUGAUAAGUCCAUUAGAGUUGAUCAGAACCAAGGUGCAGUCUAAGAAGUUUUCGUACAAGGAACUCUAUCAAUUUGUGAGCGUGAAAGUGUCUGAAGACGGUUGGAUUUCCCUUUGGAAGGGCUGGGCUCCUACUAUUCUUAGAGAUGUGCCUUUCUCAGCAAUGUACUGGUAUAAUUAUGAAAACUUAAAGAAGUGGCUUUGUGAGAAAUCUGGUUUAUAUGAACCAACAUUUAUGAUCAACUUUACUUCGGGAGCAUUGUCUGGUUCUUUUGCAGCUGUUGCAACUUUACCAUUUGAUGUAGUAAAAACACAGAAACAGACGCAACUGUGGACGCAUGAAUAUUGUAAAUUUCCUGCACCUUUGGAUAUGUCAACCUGGACUAUAAUGAAGAACAUUGUUGCUGACAAAGGAUUGUCUGGGUUGUUUACAGGUCUAAUUCCUCGGUUAGUUAAAAUUGUCCCCGCUUGCGCCAUUAUGAUCAGUUCAUACGAAUUAGGAAAGUCGUUCUUCCAGAAGCACAACGUUGACAGUCAGUAACUCACAUGAUGGACUUUUGACUUGAAAUAGCAACCCGAGCCAAAUAACAUGAAAAUCUGUAGGCAAGAUGCCUUAUUCCAACAUUAUUAUCUUACAGUGUGACUUUAUCUGUCUUCCCUAUAAUUUAAAUGAAUAAUAAUUUCUAAUCCACCUCUAAUAAUCCUAAUUUUGAUUUUUUGAAAUAUUAAAAAUAUAAUCCAGAGACUGCAGCCACUUAGUAUUCAUGCAAAGAAAGUUGCUCCUUAACAGGACAGGUUUAAUGAGUGUGUAUAUCACUACACACUUCCUUUUAAAUCGAAGCUGUCAGUGUGGGUCGCAUCAGAACUGUUUGGGUUGCGUACUAAGCAUUGCAGUGCAGAAAGCUAAGUGCAGUCUCACACAAAUUCAGUUCCUAAGGACCAGCAUGUAGGUAGGGGGGAGCUGGCUGCCACGAGGCACUGUUCACAUGCCCAAAUAUGCCUGCUAGCUUCCGCAGGGCGGGGCAUUGUACUCCCUCACUGCUGUUACUGCUUUAGGGGUCAGAAUUUCCCUAAUGAAAAGUGUAGCCACUUUAUCUGUGUGAACCAAAGUAUAAUCAUUUACAUGGUGUAAAUGAUUGGCAUUUUUAGUGACUAACAAUGCUUAUUUAAUAUUUCUGUUGGGUAUAUUUUCACAGUAAAUGUCACCCAGAUAUACUAAAUCUGGGUCUGCAGUAGAGAACCUUGCUGUACUUAGACUAGUGAAAAUAACUAGUUUGGGGCACAGGAAUGGGCUGCUUGUAACAAGCUUGCCUUCCAAGUGUCAUUGUUUGUAGAGUUCUUUAGGUCAGUUCUACAAUCAAUAUUCCCUAAUCUAAACUUUUGACCAAAAUAUAAAAUGCUCCAAAAAUUUCAAUUCUUCUAUUUGAUUUCCCAGAAAGAUGCUGCUACAAUCCCACACCUUCCCUCAGGUGACAGCAUACAGAACACAGACACAUAGAAGCAUAGCUUUUAGGCUAUUUGUAUACAUUGUAUAUGAAACACAUGAAUAUAUUUAUCACUUUAAGUAGGAAUAAGGGUUUUAAAAAUUACGUUUAUUUAUUUGUUGUAUAUGUCUGUAUAUAUAUGAAGGUCAGCGGGAACUUUGAGGAGUUAGGUCUCCCAUUCCACCAGGUGGGCUUUGGGAUUUGAACCCAGAUGGUCAUGCUGAGCAGCGAGUGCCCUUCACACACCGAGCUCAGGAGUGAGAGUGUAAGUAUGAUGGGAAUGCAGGGGUAGGGCACUGUGGCUUUGGAAAGUGUAACUCAGAGUCUGAUCUCCAGCACAGAUGAUAAACAGUUUAAUAAGUAAGUAAGAUGGCAAUGCAAGGAACGCUAUGCUGCUUUACUUAUCUCUACAAAGCAAAACGCACUUUAUCUCGUUCUUGUGUAUUCUAUGAAGUAUGAAGGAUCCCCUCCUGCUACAACAGCAUAAUGUAUGUUGGUGACAGUGAUCUCUAGGGUUGGUCGGCAGACAAAUGCACUUUGUAUCAUAGUGGAAAGUGUAUGUUUUAUCAGAAAUAAAUGAUACACGGUUUAUUGUACCAUGUUGUUUUACAUUACAAUCCUGUGUUGAUUUACAUUAAACAUUUAAUAUAUCCAUA
Molecule: messenger RNA, 2892 nt
Organism: Apodemus sylvaticus (European woodmouse)
Lineage: Eukaryota; Metazoa; Chordata; Mammalia; Rodentia; Muridae
Gene: Slc25a40
Product: solute carrier family 25 member 40
Exons: 12
Coding region: 280-1293 (337 amino acids)
Biological process (GO): mitochondrial transmembrane transport
Source: RefSeq, a predicted model, not a curated record